Ostertagia ostertagi is the source of this 1017-nucleotide messenger RNA. The record is from the annotation of a GenBank genome assembly. NCBI's taxonomy places the organism in Eukaryota, Metazoa, Nematoda, Chromadorea, Rhabditida, Trichostrongylidae.
AUGGAUCGUGAAGAGGAUGGAUUGGCUUGUCCAGUGAUCUCUAAUCAAGAUGCGACUUUCGUCUACAUCAAGCACAACAAUAUCUAUCUAGUUUCAACGUGUCGUACAAAUGUUAACGUUGCUCUGGUCCUGUCGUUCCUGUUCAAAUGUGUUGAGGUCUUCACUGAAUAUUUCAAAGACGUCGAAGAGGAGUCAGUGCGGGAUAACUUUGUUGUUAUUUAUGAACUACUUGACGAAAUGAUGGAUUUCGGAUUUCCACAAACUACCGAGAGCCGUAUCCUGCAAGAAUUCAUCACUCAAGAAGGUCACAAACUAGAGGCCGCACCGCGACCUCCAAUGGCUGUUACAAAUGCUGUUUCAUGGAGAUCAGAAGGCAUCAAAUACAGGAAGAAUGAGGUGUUCCUGGAUGUAAUCGAAAGCGUAAAUAUGCUUGCGAAUGCAAAUGGUACAGUGCUACAAAGCGAGAUAGUAGGCUGCGUAAAAAUGCGAGUGUAUUUGACGGGUAUGCCUGAACUACGUCUUGGUCUCAAUGACAAAGUGCUGUUCGAGGGCAGUGGACGUGGAAAAAGCAAGUCAGUAGAAUUGGAGGAUGUUAAAUUUCAUCAGUGUGUUCGACUUUCACGAUUUGACAAUGAUAGAACGAUUUCUUUCAUUCCACCCGACGGUGCUUUUGAGCUUAUGAGCUAUCGUCUCACAACAGUCGUCAAACCGCUGAUAUGGAUUGAAACAAACAUUGAGAGGCACUCGCAUUCGCGGGUUGAAUUCAUGAUCAAGGCUAAAUCGCAGUUCAAGCGGCGCUCCACUGCAAACAACGUGGAAAUCAUCAUUCCUGUACCGUCGGAUGCCGAUUCCCCAAAAUUCAAGACAAGUAUUGGAGCAGUACGCUAUGCACCAGAGCAAAGCGCAUUUCGUUUGGACAAUAAAGAGUUUUCCAGGUGGCAAAGAGUAUUUGCUGAGUGCACAUUUCUCACUGCCAUCGGUAGUCGGAGAAGAAGUGGAAGGAAGGCCUCCAAUUAA